This is a messenger RNA of Closterium sp. Yama58-4, 663 nucleotides long. The record is from the annotation of a GenBank genome assembly. NCBI's taxonomy places the organism in Eukaryota, Viridiplantae, Streptophyta, Zygnematophyceae, Desmidiales, Closteriaceae.
AUGCUGGCUGCUAUGGAUUCUGUACGGCACUUGUACCGACAGCCAGGCUCAGAGCAUGAUCCUGGGAGGAUGGAGGGGCAUGGGGAGGGGAUGGAUGGGCAGGAGGGGCGUGGUGUGGAGGGGAGGGCAGACGGGGAGGAGGGAGGGAGCGGGAGUGAGCGGGGGGAGAGGCGAGGGGCGAGGGAGGGGCAGAGGAGGUGGGCAGGGAGGGUGUCACCGAGGGAGAGGUGGAGGAAGGCGGUGGGGCUGGUGGUGGAGAGCCUGCGAGCCCAGGCUGCUGCGGCUGCCCUCGCUGCUGCCGCCCGCUCCCAACGGAACCUUGCCCUGCUGCCUGCUGCUUCUGCUGGGGGUGCUGCAAGCAGGGAGGCUUCUGGUGUUGUGGGCAGGGAUGGUGGUGCUCUAGGCGAGAGGGAAGCAGGUGGUCGAGGCGGUUCAGAGCACAAGGGAGGGAAGGGUGUGAAGGAAGAAGUGAUGGGGGGUCAGGAGAAGGCAGGUGAAGAGGGGCGAGGGCCAUCAGUGAGGCAUGUGCAUUGGGGAGGGGAGGAGGGGUUGAGAGGGAGGGUGGGUCCAAGCGUGGGUGAUGAUGGUGGUGAAGGUGCGGAGGGGGACCUGCUAGUGGUGAGGGAGGUUGCACGCGAGGGAGAGGAGCGGGAGCAGGCGUGA